This is a messenger RNA of Poecilia reticulata (guppy), 4889 nucleotides long. The record is from RefSeq and is a predicted model, not a curated record. Lineage: Eukaryota; Metazoa; Chordata; Actinopteri; Cyprinodontiformes; Poeciliidae.
CGGUACAAUAGUAGGGCACAGGAGGAACACGGAGGGAUUCUCAGGCGGAGACUGCUGGCACGUACCCGGUACACAUCGCUGAUUCGCACUCCUACGGGACCGAAGAAAUGCUUCUUUCUCUGGGCUUGACAUAAACAUCACUCCCGGGGAGCCAGCACAAGAAUACGAUGGCCCCAAAUUCCAUCCACUGGUUCCGUAAGGGGCUGCGCCUCCACGACAAUCCRGCCCUCCGGGAGGCGGUGCGGGGGGCYGGCACCGUGCGCUGCGUUUACUUCCUGGACCCGUGGUUCGCAGGCUCGUCUAACGUCGGGGUCAACAGGUGGAGGAUCAUCGAGCUGAACGGCGGUCAGCCUCCUCUCACCUACAAGCGUUUCCAGACGCUGAUAAGCCGGCUGGACCCGCCCGAGAUGCCGGUGGAGACGCUGUCGGACGCGCUGAUGGGCGGCUGCGUCACGCCCGUCGCUGAGGACCACGGCGAAAAGUACGGWGUCCCGUCGCUGGAGGAGCUGGGUGAGGAAACCAACGAAACAAUCGCGUGGGUGGCGAACUUCGAGCGUCCCCGGAUGAACGCCAACUCGCUGCUGGCCAGCCCCACCGGCCUCAGCCCCUACCUGCGCUUCGGCUGCCUCUCCUGCCGCCUCUUCUACUUCAAACUCACCGACCUCUACCGCAAGGUAAAAAAGAACAGCUCUCCUCCGCUCUCGCUGUACGGACAGCUGCUGUGGCGCGAGUUCUUCUACACCGCGGCUACCAGCAACCCGCGCUUCGACAAGAUGGAGGGAAACCCCAUCUGCGUCCGCAUCCCGUGGGACAAGAACCCCGAGGCUCUCGCCAAGUGGGCCGAGGCCAAGACCGGCUUCCCCUGGAUAGACGCCAUCAUGACGCAGCUGAGGCAGGAGGGCUGGAUCCAUCACCUGGCCCGGCACGCCGUGGCCUGCUUCCUCACCAGAGGAGACCUGUGGAUCAGCUGGGAGGAAGGCAUGAAGGUUUUCGAGGAGCUGCUUCUGGACGCAGACUGGAGUGUGAACGCGGGCAGCUGGAUGUGGCUGUCCUGCAGUUCAUUCUUCCAGCAGUUUUUCCACUGCUACUGCCCCGUGGGCUUCGGCCGGCGCACCGACCCCAACGGGGACUUCAUCAGGCGAUACUUACCUGUCCUCCGAGGUUUCCCCGCAAAGUUCAUCUACGACCCCUGGAACGCCCCCGAGUCCGUUCAGGCGGCAGCCAAGUGCAUCAUCGGAGUCCAUUACCCGAAACCCAUGGUGCACCACGCGGAGGCCAGCCGGCUCAACAUCGAGAGGAUGAAGCAGAUCUACCAGCAGCUGAGCCGAUACAGAGGCCUGGGUCUAUUAGCUUCUGUCCCGUCCACAAACGGGAACGGAAACGGAGGAAUGAUGGCCUACUCUCCUGGAGAGCAGCAGUCAGGGACCAACAACAACAAUUCACAUUUGCCUGGAGUGUCGGGAAGCUCGGUGACCACCGGGAACGGCAGCAUUUUAUUUAACUUUGGCAACGAAGAACAGACGGGGCCCAGCAGCGUUGGACAACAGCAACAGCAGCGACUUCACACACUGCCACAGAACCAACAUCAGCAGCAACAUGGAUACCACUCAGUGCCAGACGCCAGCCAGAACAUCACCAGCAGCCGACUCUAUCAUGAGUUUGCUGUGCCUCAACACCCAGGCCUCCUGCUGCACACCAAGGGCAGCGGCAUCACCGGAAAACGAGAGCGCGAGUCAGAACGGGAAGGGUCCGGGGAAGAGGAGCCGGCGUCCUGCUCUGUCAACAAAAUGCAGAGACAGAGUGCAGAGACAUCUUAGGCCUGGUGGAGACGAGGCGGCUUGAAAACACGUCAGCAUCGCCGUCCGGUCGGAUGUUUGGGGAACCGUCGCCUCCUGAGCUCCAUCCGGACACGACGACCUGCCCGUCGAUCUCAACGCACCAAAACUGUGUGUCUUUGUUUUGUUUUUCAAARCUCCCAGAGGUAUAAACACAAAGGUGAAAAUGGGAUGAUUUGUUUAAUCCAACGACAAAAUUUGUUUGUUUUUUUAAAGUUAAUUGGUUCUUUCAGGUGGGACAGCAUGAAAAGAAUGUGCAAAACGCCUCAAACCUAYGUCUUGGUUAAAAUGUUUGCAAAAAAAAUAAGUUUAAUUAACAAGAAAAGUAAAAAAAAUCACUUGAUUGUCUUAAAACUGCUGCCACCAGCCAAUAUAAACUGUACUGAUACUGAAUUGCAGCUAUAAUUGUGGUAAUAGAUUUUAUUUUUUCCCCUCUUACAGUAAAACUACCUAAGACACUAAAUCCGACCCAUCAGUUUUACAUCUUCACAGCAAAAUAAUGCAGUUUUUAUAUUUGUUUUAUGCACCGGAGCAAAAAAUUGUGUAUUUUAUUUAAUGAAAAUGUGGACAGAUUUCAUUAUUCUGAGGUUUUUCUUUCCUUGAAUCAAUAAAAGUAACUCAAAGUGUCGUUUUGACAGUGACAACCAGCCAGGUACUUUCAGGGACUUUAUAGAAAUAAUCCAAGUACUUUCUCAGUUCACCUGUUGCUAGUUUGUGUGUAAAUACAGUUUCCAUUCAUUUGAGGUCCAACUGGUCGUGUUUUUGUUUUGUUUUGUUAAGUCUGCCGCUGCCUGCUGGGGUGUAGGAGGUUGUUUGUUGGCAGCUAGUGACUGAAGGUUUAUUUUGUUUGGAGGUUUUACGACACAAAGCACAGGAAUCUAAUUACAYAAUGUGUAACAAAGCACCUCAGACCAGCUCCAUUCUCCAUCUUGGAUUGUUUUUACAGUGCGUUACUACAGAUGACUUUGAAGAUUGCUUUUAACUUGGUUGUUUAUGCUGUAAAAAAAGAAAAACUGUCGUUCCUUUACUUUYAUUUUUUUAUUUAUUCUCAUAGACGUCAUGGUGAGUCCACCCACAUCACAAACAAUAACUAUAAUGGAUACACUGAUACACUGAUAAUGGAUUAUUUCAAAGCAYUUUAAAAAGCUAUUCAAAUUAAAAACCUGGCAGCCAUUUUAAUUAUACCUCUAAUCAGUUCUCCUUUUCACCAUAUUAUCCUCACAUCUGUCUUCAUGUUGCCACUUUCUCCAAAUCUCUCCUCAUAGCAGCUGUAAACYUUCUUUUUCUCCUGCAGCUGUCUCUUGCAUCACCUCUGAAACUCUUUCCCUCCACUUCCCCCACCUGCACUCACCGUUCACCAGCUUUGAAUCCUCCAGCAGCCUGUUAAAACUCAUCCUUUUUUUGUCCCUCUCCUCUCGUCUUCCUCCCAUUCGGGCAGAUUAAUUUUGCCCUGGUGCCACUGGAUUUCAUUCUCCUUCCUCCUGUUUUCUGAACUCUCCCAAAAAAAUCACAAUAUCAUCGGCAAACGCCACAAUGUCAUACUAUUAAUAUAUAAAAAUGCACGUCCUCGUCUGUUUUUAGUUUGCUUUCACUGAUUUAUGUGAGGUUACCAGUGGUGUGGAAAACUAUUUUAUCUGAAAUCUCACCCAACAGUCAACAAAAUACAUCAGAACCUUCUGCAAACCUUCACUGUAUAUUCCUGCAGAUAUUUCUGCAGGAAUAUGCAGAGAUAUCUGAAUAUUCCUGCAGAGAAUAUGCAGGAAUAUUCURCAUAUUCCUGCAUAUUCUCAACACAUCCAUUGCCUGCUUCAUCUCCCUGACUUUCAUUCUUCUUCCUCCUGUUUUCUGGACUCCCCCCAAAAAAUUACAACAUCAUCUGCAAACAUAAUCAUCAUAUUGAGAAUAUACAGAAACGUAAUUGGGUUCAUCUAAUUUUUUUGUUUAUUUACAGUGAUUUACAUUAACUUAAAAGUAACGUGGUGAAACACUUUUAUCACCUGAAAUCACUGUAAAUGGAGACCAAAAUACAUAAUGGCUGUCAAACGUCACUUUUCAUAUCUCUGCCAUCCUUCAUGUCUGAAAUUCUUUAACUAAAUUCUUAAACUCUUCCAUUUUCUGUGUCUCUGCUCCCAUUCAUUCAAACACAUUAAUUCUGUUUGCUUUCGCUGAUUUAUUAUUUUUCACCUGCUUUCUGGACUCUUACAAAAAAAAAUAAUAUCAUCUGCAAAUGUGAUAAUCAUGAUGCUGGGAACACACAGGCACCUUGGGAAUUCUCUGUUUCCUUACAUGUGAUCUUACUGGUGACAUGGGGAAAAUGUUUGCGUCAUCUGAAAUCAACAAACCGACAUAAAACUGAGGUCAGACGACCUGCGACUCGAGUUUCUACAAGUCAAAAAAUGCUUGAAGCUGCAGAUUAAAGUCAAAUUCGAUAGGACGUUUCUGUACUUACAUUUUCCACAGAUCGGUCGACAUUGUCCUACAGUUAACAUCCUGCUCUCACUUUUGUUUUUGAUGUGAAACUAUUUUAGGGUUAAAUUAGAGUUUAUUGCAUUUUAGACUUUUUAGCUGUUUAAAUAAACAGUUGAAUUGUCACUGGUCCUGUUUUCGUAGCGCCGUUCUGAGGAACCUUAGAAUAAAUCAAACCCUGUCUGUGGUUCAUGUGGUUCAGUUGAAUAUUAUCGCCCUGCACUCUGAUUUUACCACAUUGCAGAUUUUCUUUCUUCUAYUCUUAUUGUUUGUGGUGUGGACGCCCACUAAUGGYAGAAAAAYGAGUCRCAGCUUCUCCACCUUUUGCUUUUUGUUUGUUUUGAAGGAAAGUGUUUGGACUCGGCUGUAAAUAUUAAUCAGCUUUAAUCUUUGCUGUCCCAGUUAAUCAGACACAUGCAGUCUGUUCUGUUUGACCAUCUGCAUAUUUAACAUUAUUAUUCACAAACCCAUUGUCUCUGUGGUUUUUCCACCUCUAGGUAAUGUUGUUACAGUGUCGGUGAUUUAAUGUUUCAAAGAUUUUUAUUUAAACUUACACGACCAAAUAUGCAAUAAAAAUUAAGAAUUUUA